Centropristis striata (black sea bass) is the source of this 1267-nucleotide messenger RNA. It is a transcript of the gene pabpn1l, whose product is annotated as PABPN1 like, cytoplasmic. Gene Ontology annotation, molecular function: RNA binding. Lineage: Eukaryota; Metazoa; Chordata; Actinopteri; Perciformes; Serranidae. The transcript is spliced from 6 exons. The coding region runs from base 112 to 906 and encodes 264 amino acids. The record is from RefSeq and is a predicted model, not a curated record.
GUCGCGUCUGCUGACCAUCAAUCCGGUUUCCUUCCUGUGUGGGAGAUACCUUUUGUGGCGGUUUUGGCACGCUGCAGUCCGCUUUGCAGAUGCCAUGUUUGAGCAGUGAGCAUGGCGGAAAAUCAUCUGGAGUACGGCUACCUGGAGGGCGAGUCCAUCGUGGAGCAUUUCGCCGAGGACCCGGAGCUGGCGGCCAUCAAGGCCAGAGUUCAGGAGCUGGAGAUGGAAGAAGAGUCAGAGAGACUGAAAGAGGAGGAAGAGAGAUGUGAUGCAGUCGACAUGCAGCUCCUGACCAGCAGCCCUCGGCCUGGACCUUUCUACAAUAUGACUCCUGAGGAGAGGAUAGACGCAGACAUCAGAUCGGUCUAUGUCGGGAAUGUAGACUAUGGAGCUACUGCAGAUGAGUUGGAGAUCCAUUUCAACGGCUGUGGUCCCGUCAACCGAGUUACCAUUCUGUGUGACCGGUUCUCUGGACAUCCCAAGGGCUUUGCUUACAUUGAGUUCUCUGAUCGAGACUCUGUGCAGAGUGCUAUCGGUCUGCAUGAGACCCUGUUCAGAGGAAGAGUCCUCAAGGUAAUGCCCAAGAGGACCAACAUGCCAGGCAUCAGCACCACAGACAGGGGAGGACCCCGAGGUGGCCACAGCAGAGGCAGCAGAGGCCGUAGUUACCGUCCACCCCGAUACCAUAACAGCUCUCGAGGUAGGUUCCGGUACCAGUCGACCAGGCCACAACAUCAAACGCCCCACCCUUACUACGGAGGCCCCUCAGUGGGGAAGAGACAGUGGGGACACAUGGACUACCAAGAACAGAUGCCUAAGCGUUACCCGUGUCUUCUUCUCAUCACCCCGCCCUCGGAGGAGCUGGGAGCGGGGUCGAGCGGACAGCACUACCCUCAACAGCGCUAGCACUAACGGCAUACAUACUGAAAUGGGCGAAUGGAACUAAUUUUAAAUAAGCGUUUCCAGGCAUUACUUGAGUCGAGUGUCAUGUGAGAGCCAGAAUGGACAGAAGAGAUGACUGUAAAUUGCAUCCCUGCAUCAGUGCUUCAAGAGAUGUGAAGACUGGGCCAGAGGUGUUGCAUUAUGAGCUUUUGUUGCUGUGAAUGCAUGGGACAAUCUUCAAAUGUUAUGCAGUUGCGUCUCUUGCCGUUUUUACAAACUGAUGCGAAUGUAUUGUGUUACUGCCUGCGAUGUAAUGUACAAAUCCCUAUGUAUAACUUAUAAGUUCUUUGCUAUGUAAGUGAAUAAAUAAAACAAUGAUCCAGUG